GUGCGCGAAAUAACUUUUAGGGGCUCGCGGCCUUGUGAGGGAGACCAUGGCAAGCUCUCCCGCAAGCAUACAGCAAGUACAGCACUCUCCACAACGGAAAGCAAAGGACACUUCUCUCAGCCACAGCCGGCAUGUGGCGGCAAACCACUCCCUCCCUCCUCACCGCCACAAAAAGCGGCUGCUUCCGUCUCACUCUUAGAACAGAGCAACGCCGGACAGUCAUCCUCCCAAGAUGGCUGCCGAACCUGAACCUAUUCCAAGGCGCUAUCAAGCACCAGGACAGAGUCGCUAUCAUAGCAGAGUCGAAGAAAUACACAUAUGCUAGCCUGUUGCGCCAUGCCGCGAAGGGUGCGAAGCAGUUAAAAGGGGACCACACCGAGAGUGCAGUGAAGACGGGUGAAUAUCCACCACGGGUAGCAUUUCUAUUUUCGCCGGGGUUUGAGUACGUCGCGACGCAAUGGUCAAUAUGGGCUGCCGGUGCCAUAGCCGUUCCGUUGGCUUCAUCCCAUCCGCCAGCCGAACUCGAGUACAUCAUAGGCGAUGCGCAGGCAAAAAAGGUCCUGUAUCAGAGCAAAUUCGCUGAGAAGAUUCAGGCGCUCCAGUCAAAGUUCCCGCUGGUGGAAUGGGAGGAGAUCCCGGAUGCGAAGCCGUCUGAAGGCCAAGAUUCGGACUCGAGACCCACGAACAUCAACGAAGAAGACAACCUGUCCAAAGACCGGGGCGCCAUGCUGAUCUACACCUCAGGCACCACCGGCAAACCCAAAGGCGUCCUCACCACCAUCAACAACAUCGAAGCCCAAUCCACAUCCCUCAUCGAAGCCUGGAAAUGGAACUCCAAAGACAAAAUCCUCCACGUCCUCCCCUUGCACCAUGUCCAUGGAGUCAUAAACGCCCUUACAUGCCCCCUGUGGGUAGGCGCCACCGUCGAGUUCUUCCCCUUCGAUGCGCGCAAAGUCUGGGAUCGGUGGAUGGCGGAAUCAAGGGAUUUGACCGUCUUCAUGGCUGUGCCGACCGUCUACGCAAGGCUGGCAGCAGAAUACGACAAGAUGCCCCCCGCAGAACAGGCAUACGCCACAAAAGCCUGCGCCCAGUUCCGGCUCAUGGUCAGUGGGUCCGCGCCCCUCCCCGACACCCUCUUCGCCAAAUGGGAGAAAAUCUCUGGACACAAAUUGCUUGAACGAUACGGCAUGACGGAAAUCGGAAUGGCGCUAGGCAACCCAUAUGACGGACCUCGCAUCCCCGGCACAGUCGGCAAACCCUUCCCGCACGUAUCCACCCAAAUCAUCUCCGACGCUGGCGCCGACGUCACGGCCCAACCUGACGCGACUGGGGAGCUGUACGUCAGCGGGCCGCAGGUGUUCAAAGAGUACUGGAACAAACCGGAGGCCACGGCUAAGGAGCUGCAGGAUGGGUGGUUUAAGACGGGAGACAUUGUCAAGAAAUCUGAGGACGGCAUGUACACUAUACUGGGACGCGCGAGUGUUGAUAUCGUUAAAAGUGGGGGUUAUAAGAUUUCAUCCCUAGAAGUCGAACGCACCCUCCUCGCCCACCCCUCCAUCGCCGACGUCGCUGUCGUCGGCUUACCGGACGAAGAAUGGGGGCAGAUCCUCGCCGCCAUGAUCGUCUUGCGGGAUAAGACGAAGGAAGUUACGGUGGAGGAUGUGAAGCACUUUCUGCAAGAUAAACUGGCGCAUUACAAAAUUCCGAGACGGGUUGUGGUUGUGGGCGAGUUGCCGAGGAAUGCGAUGGGGAAGGUUGAUAAGAAGACAGUGCUCAAAGGAUUUUAAAUCACAUUGAACUGAUUCCGGACUCGGCAAACGGAAAUCUGCACGCCCAUGUGCUUUUGGUGGGUUUCGCCUCUCCAGACGCCCACACCAUCCGUAUCUCUCAGCAGAUAUACUCAAAUUCUACGGCGUACGCUCUUUGCCGCGUUGGAGAUUGCCAGCGAGGGUUCUUGUCAUGUUUUUGGUGCAACUAUUACGGCUCACCUCGUAGUCAUACUGAAUGGUCUGAAUGAAUUGUGGAAUUCGUUUUCACGAACCACUCAGAAAGCACUUGUUUGUAGUAAACCAGACUAGUCCUAUCCUGCACUUGUUUGUGCCAAACUGGCGUGGUUUGAAGGAUGACGGUUGAAUACGACAGCGCGCACUUAUGGCCAGCGUAGACG
Fimicolochytrium jonesii is the source of this 2167-nucleotide messenger RNA. Its product is annotated as AMP-dependent synthetase and ligase. Lineage: Eukaryota; Fungi; Chytridiomycota; Chytridiomycetes; Spizellomycetales; Powellomycetaceae. Bases 132 to 1787 code for a protein of 551 amino acids. The transcript has 5 exons. Gene Ontology annotation, biological process: fatty acid metabolic process. The record is from RefSeq and is a predicted model, not a curated record. Gene Ontology annotation, molecular function: medium-chain fatty acid-CoA ligase activity.